Molecule: messenger RNA, 681 nt
Organism: Vicia faba (fava bean)
Lineage: Eukaryota; Viridiplantae; Streptophyta; Magnoliopsida; Fabales; Fabaceae
Source: the annotation of a GenBank genome assembly
AUGUCAUCGCCGAAGACAAAUUCAAGGGAAAAACAAUUGCAGAUUAUGGUCCGAUCACCACCGUUCAGUCUCCCCGACGGUUGGUUGGUUGAACAACACCGCCGCCGUAGCCCUAACCCCGACCAUGCUGAAAGGGUUGAUAAGUAUUACAUAGAACCAAACACAAGGCAGAAGUUCCGUUCUUUGGUAUCUGUUCAGCGAUAUCUAAAUGGAGAACCAAAAGAUUAUCUUCCUCCUACUGAGAGAAUGAUAUCAGAAAACAAAAACACUACGUGUAACAAGUCUAGGCGCAAACAAAAGUUUCAUCCUGCGAGAGAUUUCGAGGGAGGAGAUUUAACCGUAAGAGAUUUCGAGGGAGCACGGUUAACUGGAGAAAAUGCAUGUAGACCUACACCCAAGAUAGUUUUCAAAUGCUCUGGACAGCGAAGUGCUCCUACGACUCAAGAACCUAUUGAAUCACUUUCCGAAAAAACUCAUUCUAAGAAGAAAAUCAAAUUGGGGAAAGACGGAAGAGGUUCAAUCCAUAACUCAACAAGACCACCAACAAAAGUAAGAUGGGUUUUGUCUGGUCCAAGUGGCUUCUGGAAUCCUUUCCUAGACGAGUCUAUGGUACCACCAUCUGAAAAGGCGAAAUGGUCCAAAGCAUUUUCAAUAUCGAUCAAUGAAGGAGUUACUAAUUGA